This is a messenger RNA of Amyelois transitella, 750 nucleotides long. RefSeq lists its product as uncharacterized. The coding region runs from base 103 to 732 and encodes 209 amino acids. The transcript is spliced from 6 exons. The record is from RefSeq and is a predicted model, not a curated record. Lineage: Eukaryota; Metazoa; Arthropoda; Insecta; Lepidoptera; Pyralidae.
GCAAGUUCUAUUUUUAAAUGUUUUUUACUUUUUAAAGUUAAGGACAGUGGUUAUUUUUUUAAAUUAAAAAGUGAUUGUGAUUUUUGUGGCCAUAUUUUUAAAAUGGAUACUAAAUUGUAUAUACUCUGUUUCCUGUUUUCGUUAGUGUCAUGCGCCCGAAGGAGCGUCAUCAUUCCGGAGGAACUUCCAUCACUCCUAUCAGUCGCGUACUCCAACAUACCUCCCAUCAAAAAAGGCACCGACUCCCGCAUCGGUUUUGGUUACGCGUUCGGGAACCACGCUGACUUCCAGGUGCUUUUGGAACUGGGGCCACAGACAAACACACAAAACUUAACGGGUUCAGGUUUUGGCACCAGCAAUGCCAAACGUCAGGCGCCUCCGUUGCAGCCACUCAAACUGAACAAGAGCAGAGAGAAGUACCUUCAAACGGACGCCGGGAAAUACCUUCAGAGCUGGGCCCAGAAGAUGAAGCAUCCCCACAAGACCACCAAACCUCGCCCGGGGGAGGUGCCCAACCUGGAGGACUCCGUGGUCGAGCUGGUGAAGAAUUCCAAGGGCGAGUUCGAGAUCCAUCAACCAAAGCCCGGACAUUUACCGCAGAAUGUUCUGGACGAUUUGAAAAGGUUAUACGGCAUAAAGAAACAAGAAGCCAUACAGUUAGGAGAACAGAAGAGAACGGCGGAAGAAGUAAAGAAGAUCACAGAAGAUCUAUCGAAUGUUGAUCUGGAUUAAGGGAUUUUUAAUAAAGAG